Stylonychia lemnae is the source of this 2601-nucleotide messenger RNA. The record is from the annotation of a GenBank genome assembly. NCBI's taxonomy places the organism in Eukaryota, Ciliophora, Spirotrichea, Sporadotrichida, Oxytrichidae.
AUGCAAAGAAAUCUUCAUUCUUUCUUUAACACAGCCCCACUAUCAGAUAUUGAUGUCGUCAAUCCAGCAACUGAUACUACUUACAAAUGCCAUAAAGUAGUGCUAGCUGCUGCCUCUGAUCUAUUUGAUUAAGUAUUGCAGGAUUGUGAUCCUAAGCUAUUCAGCAUCCCAAAGCACAUAUCAACUAAAUCAAAUUUUAUUGACGAUCCUUUCCCCAGAGUUAUGGAGUAUGUCUAUUCUAAUUAGGAUUUUGAGAAGAUUAAGCAAGAUGUAGAUGAAAACAACGUUUCAAAUAUUUACUCGUUGGCUUACUCUUUGAAAGUCACCUAACUUAAGGGAGAUCUUGAGAGAUGUAUUGUAAACAACUUCCUUAAUCCAGAGACAUGCUGCUAAUUUUACCUAGAAGCUAUCAGAGUAAUUAGUAUUGUUUAAUAAUGUAUUUGCUAGUUUGAUAGUAAUUUCCUGCUAUAAAAAUCUAGGGAAAUGCUCGUAAAUUAAUUUGAAGCUAUUGCAGAGACUAAGAAUGGGACUGAGUUUUUAAAUGACUUACCUUUCUAAAUGUUCUUAGAUCUUAUUGAGGACCCAGAACUUAAUGUGACUGAGGAGAUAUAGGUUGUAAGAGCAAUAGAUAGAUAUUUGAACCAUAGAAGAGCUUUACCCCCUUCUCCAGAUGAUGAGGAAGAUUGGAGUUAACUAAAUGAUGAGGAGAAAAAGCAUAGAGAAGAAUAGAAGCAGAAGGCAGCAGAGGAAAAGAAGACCAAAGAUGAAGAGGAAUAGAAAGCUAGAGAUAGUAAGUUUAGCGCACUAGAUGAACUUGGUAAAGUUCAAUUUCUUAGUGAUGAGAAAUAAGAAAAUAAGAUUAAAGAGAUUCUUGAUAAACUUAUAGUGAGGAAGCUAAGGAAAGAGCAAAAAGAAAUAUUAUUCAAGGCCAUUCAUUACUCCUUCUUGAAGCAUGAAGAACUUAUUGAGACUUCUCUGAAUCCUAACUUUGCAGAGGCUAAGGAUUAUAUUAUGCAGGGUUUGAGUUACAGACUGAAUCCAUAUGAGGAGAACUAGAAAUACAGAGAAUUCACUAUUAAUUUGAAACCAAGAAAAAACUAUGGUGCAGAAAUGGAGAUGAAACUAGUAGACAACUUUGCUAGGAAUAGAUAAUAGCAGCACUAGCAAUAGAUAUAAAAUGAGAAAAACCAACAGCAGUUUUCAGCUAAUAAGGUGGCAAUGCAAUAAAGGCUAUUACAGCAGUAGGCUGCUACAUAAUAGUAGAUUGGAGGGCCUAUGAGAACUCAAGCAUUUCCUAAUUAAUAGUUUUAAAAUCAACCAAACUAAAUGCUUCAGCAAUAGCAAUAUCCUAGUUAGAUGAUUGAUCCAAGAUAGUCAUAAUAAUUCAACUAAGGAAUUGGAUUUCAGUAGACUUAGCAAAUGCCUUUAAAUCUAAGGCAAUCAUAGUAGUAACCACCGUUUAUCAGUAAUAAUUAAGGUGUGAUGCAAAGUAAUGUAAUGAGCAAUAAAUUUGAUCAUUUCCAAAAUCAAGCCAAAAUUUAACACUAAAAACUUGAUUAGGAUGCUCAAAACUUAGGAGGUCCUCUGAUGCAAAGCAACUUUUAGAUUACUAAAAAUGGGCCUUAAGUUCUUGACCCACAUUUCUAGAGACAGUAAUAGCAGAUCUAGAGCAUGAGGAAUCCGACAAUGCCAAUUAUGGAAGAUAAAUUUCUCAGAAGUCAGUCACCUAUGAAAUCCUCUUCAUCCCUGGGCUAAUAUCCAAGUUAGAUGGGAGUUAUGAGUAACUAAAUGUCUUCAACUAUGUAGCCAGGGUAGUCAUUGCAAAACUUUAUGCCUAAGGCUCCUCAAAAAGAGAUGUUUAACAUUCAUGCUUAAACUACACUCUCCCCCAGAAAGCAAAAUAAUUCACCUUAUCAAGCACACAUGAGCAAACAAAAUAAUCCUCUGUAUGGAACUUAACUAUCUGAAAGACUCCCCGGGGGAGGCUAGAACACUAAUCUUAGCUUGAUUGAGUUUAUAUACGAUCAUGAUUUUGAUGAGAAUGGAGCUCUCUUCUACCUUGGAACAUAUGGAUUGAAGAGACCUUGGUAAAAUCCACAUGCCCUUGGACUAAUUCACUGCUUCACUUCGUCGAUUGGUGGUGGUAGAGUUGAGGACAUUGCUGGCAGACAGGUUGUUAACUGCAGGACUUUGAAUGAGCCAUUCUCUUUCUUUGGAAUUGAUCUUGGUGAGGGCAGGCAUUUGAUCCCUACAUGCUACAGCUUGAGAAAUAGGAACUCAUCGACUCAUGUACUUAUGAACUGGCAUUUCGAGGCAUCAAAUGAUAAAGUGAACUGGGUCGUUCUUGAUAGAAGAAUAUACUUGUCUGAUAACACCAAUUAUAAUCAAGAAAUGGAACAAGAACAGAAGAAUCUAUAGAGAAAAGGAGCCACUAGUACUUGGGGAAUCGAUCAGACUAUUUACAAUGAUGUGGGGUCAUAAGGCUUUAGGUACUUCAGAAUAGUUCAAGUAGGCAAAAAUAGCAGUGGCAGUGAUAACUUGACUCUCAGUGGCUUAGAACUAUACGGAAAGGUGUCUUUUAAUGCUGUUUGGGAAUUUUGA